Messenger RNA from Nilaparvata lugens (brown planthopper), 527 nucleotides. RefSeq lists its product as uncharacterized. Lineage: Eukaryota; Metazoa; Arthropoda; Insecta; Hemiptera; Delphacidae. The transcript has 2 exons. The record is from RefSeq and is a predicted model, not a curated record. Bases 33 to 467 code for a protein of 144 amino acids.
GGAUCGCUUCAUUGGAGACUAAGAUUCAAGCCAUGAGUAAAGUGUCCGUGGAACGUGCUGAGGCGUAUGAGCAAAAAUUGGACGCUCAGGAUCAGUAUCAGCGUCAAAAUGAUAUCCAGAUCUUUGGACUUCCUGAGAAGAGUGGAGAGAAUGUUACCGAGGUUGCCACUGAACUAUGUAGUGACAAACUCAAGCUCUCGAUCGAUGAUGUGCUGAUCGAUCGAUGUCAUCAUGUGAGUCGCCUUCACUCAAUACCUGGUGAGACUGAGGCCAGGCCGCGCGCAAUAAUUGUCAAAUUUAUAAGUUAUCAGACCCGGCGUACUGUGAUAUCGGCGAGGAGGCAGCUCAAGGGCUCCGGUGUGACGGUGAGAGAGGACCUCAAUCGGUGGCGUAAUACUCUUCUCCGUGAUGUUGCUGGCAGAGUGGGCAUCAAGAAUACAUGGACUGUUGAUGGCAAGAUCAUGUGAUGUGAGGAGGACAAGAUUUGCUCAACUGAGUGGCCUCUAUCGGUUGGAGCAAAUUAAAAA